GGGACUGUCACUCAUUCUCCGAUCAGCGCGUGAACGCAGCUCGGCAGCCGCUGGCAGGAAACAAUUCUGCAAAAAUAAUCAUACUCAGCCUGGCAAUUGUCUGCCCCUAGGUCUGUUGCUCUGCCGCCGUCCACACUCUGCAAGGGGGGGUGCAUAGAAUUUACCGCGGCAAGAACAUCCCUCCCAGCCAGCAGAUUACAAUGCUGCAAACUAAGGAUCUCAUCUGGACUUUGUUUUUCCUGGGAACUGCAGUUUCUCUGCAGGUGGAUAUCGUCCCCAGCCAAGGAGAAAUCAGCGUUGGAGAAUCCAAAUUCUUCUUAUGCCAAGUGGCAGGAGAUGCCAAAGACAAAGACAUCUCCUGGUUCUCCCCCAACGGAGAGAAGCUCACCCCGAACCAGCAGCGGAUCUCCGUGGUGUGGAACGACGACUCCUCCUCCACGCUCACCAUCUACAACGCCAACAUUGACGACGCCGGCAUUUACAAGUGUGUGGUCACUGGCGAGGAUGGCAGCGAGUCAGAGGCCACGGUCAACGUGAAGAUCUUCCAGAAGCUCAUGUUCAAGAAUGCACCAACCCCACAAGAGUUCAGGGAGGGGGAAGAUGCAGUGAUCGUGUGUGAUGUGGUCAGCUCCCUCCCUCCGACCAUCAUCUGGAAACACAAAGGCCGAGAUGUCGUCCUGACGAAAGAUGUCCGAUUCAUAGUCCUGUCCAACAACUACCUGCAGAUCCGGGACAUCAAGAAAACAGAUGAGGGCACUUAUCGCUGCGAGGGCAGGAUCCUGGCACGGGGGGAGAUCAACUUCAAGGACAUUCAGGUCAUUGUGAACGUGCCGCCCACCGUCCAGGCCAGGCAGAGCAUCGUGAAUGCCACCGCCAACCUCAGCCAGUCCGUUACCCUGGUGUGCGACGCCAAAGGCUUCCCAGAACCCACCAUGAGCUGGACAAAGGACGGGGAACAGAUAGAGAACGAGGAAGACGAGAAGUACAUCUUCAGCGAUGACAGUUCCGAGCUGACCAUCAGGAAGGUGGACAAGAGUGACGAGGCGGAGUACGUGUGCAUCGCGGAGAAUAAGGCCGGAGAGCAGGAUGCGUCCAUCCACCUCAAAGUCUUUGCAAAACCCAAAAUCACCUACGUAGAGAACCAGACCGCGAUGGAGCUAGAGGAACAAGUCACUCUGACCUGCGAAGCCUCGGGAGACCCCAUUCCCACCAUUACCUGGAGGACCUCUACCCGGAACAUCAGCAGCGAAGAAAAGGCUUCGUGGACUCGACCAGAGAAGCAAGAGACUCUGGACGGGCACUUGGUGGUGCACAGCCACGCCCGCGUGUCGUCCCUCACCCUGAAGAGCAUCCAGUACACGGACGCGGGAGAGUACGUCUGCACGGCCAGCAACACCAUCGGCCAGGACUCCCAGUCCAUGUACCUGGAAGUGCAGUAUGCUCCCAAGCUGCAGGGCCCCGUGGCCGUGUACACGUGGGAGGGGAACCAGGUGAACAUCACAUGCGAGGUAUUUGCCUACCCCAGUGCCACCAUCUCGUGGUUUCGAGAUGGUCAGCUGCUACCGAGCUCCAACUACAGCAAUAUCAAGAUCUACAAUACCCCUUCCGCCAGCUAUCUGGAGGUGACCCCAGAUUCCGAAAACGAUUUCGGAAAUUACAACUGUACUGCAGUGAACCGCAUUGGGCAGGAGUCUUUGGAGUUCAUCCUUGUCCAAGCAGACACCCCAUCUUCGCCGUCCAUCGACCAGGUGGAGCCAUACUCUAGCACAGCACAGGUGCAGUUUGAUGAGCCCGAGGCCACUGGUGGGGUGCCCAUCCUCAAAUACAAGGCGGAGUGGAGAGCCGUGGGCGAGGAAGUGUGGCAUUUCAAGUGGUAUGAUGCCAAAGAAGCUAACAUGGAAGGCAUCGUCACCAUCGUGGGCUUGAAGCCUGAGACCACGUAUGCCGUGCGGCUGGCGGCCCUCAACGGCAAGGGUCUGGGUGAGAUCAGCACAGCCUCCGAGUUCAAGACGCAGCCAGUCCACGGCCCUCUUCCACUGGCUCCCGCUAGCUCUUCCACCCCUGUUCCAUUGUCUCCUCCAGAUAAAGGUGAACCCAGCGCACCUAAGCUCGAAGGGCAGAUGGGAGAGGACGGAAACUCCAUUAAGGUGAACCUGAUCAAGCAGGAUGACGGUGGCUCCCCCAUCAGGCACUACCUGGUCAAGUACCGAGCGAAGCUCUCCUCCGAGUGGAAACCAGAGAUCCGGCUCCCGUCUGGCAGUGACCACGUCAUGCUCAAGUCCCUGGAAUGGAAUGCGGAGUAUGAGGUCUACGUGGUGGCUGAGAACCAGCAGGGGAAGUCCAAGGCGGCUCACUUUGUGUUCAGGACCUCGGCCCAGCCCACGGCCAUCCCAGCCAACGGCAGCCCCACAUCAGGCCUGAGCACUGGGGCCAUCGUGGGCAUCCUCAUUGUCAUCUUCGUCCUGCUCCUGGUGGCGGUGGACGUCACCUGCUACUUCCUGAACAAGUGCGGCCUGCUCAUGUGCAUCGCUGUCAACCUGUGCGGAAAGGCGGGGCCCGGAGCCAAGGGCAAGGACAUGGAGGAGGGCAAAGCCGCCUUCUCGAAAGAUGAGUCCAAGGAGCCCAUCGUGGAGGUGCGGACCGAGGAGGAGCGGACCCCAAACCAUGACGGAGGGAAACACACGGAGCCCAACGAGACCACACCGCUGACAGAGCCCGAGCUGCCUGCCGACACCACAGCCACUGUCGAGGACAUGCUGCCUUCUGUCACCACCGUCACCGCUAACUCUGACACUAUCACCGAAACCUUUGCCACUGCUCAGAACAGCCCCACCAGUGAGACCACCACCCUGACCUCCAGUAUUGCCCCCCCGGCCACAGCCACACCUGACUCAAACUCUGUGCCCACCGGCCAGGCCACCCCUUCCAAGGGGCCCGGCGUCGCCACCUCCUCCCCACCCCCCGCUUCAGCCCCCAAGGUCGCCCCCCUUGUUGACCUGAGCGACACUCCAAUCUCAGCCCCCGCUGCCAACAAUUUGUCUUCUAGUGUCCUGGCUAACCAGGGGGCAGUGCUCAGCCCGAGUGCCCCUGCCAGCGUGGGGGAGGCCUCCAAGGCCCCUCCAGUGAGCAAGCCGGCCCCUGUGCCAGGCCCCGCCACGGCCGGGGCAGCCAGUCCCCUAGCAGCAGUGGCCGCCCCUGCCACGGAAGGCCCCCAGGCCAAGCAGGAGGCUCCCAGCACCAAAGGCCCGGAUCCCGAGCCCACCCAGCCCGGCGCUGCGAAGAGCCCGACCGAGGCAGCCACGGGCCCCACUAGCCCGAAGAGCGAGGCUGCCUCCGUCAGCGCCACAAACCCUGCCCAGGGCGAGGACUUUAAAAUGGACGAAGGGAACUUCAAGACCCCAGAUAUUGACCUUGCAAAGGAUGUUUUUGCAGCCCUGAGCUCUCCUGCUCCCGCCGCUGGGGCCAGUGGACAAGCCCCCGAGCUUGCUCCUUCCACUGCCGACAGCUCUGUUCCGCCUGCACCAGCAAAGCCCGAGAAGGGCCCAGUAGAAGCAAAGUCGGAGUGCCAGGAGACAGAAACGAAGCCAGCGCCCGCCGAAGUCAAGACGGUCCCCAACGACGCCACACAAACAAAGGAGAACGAGAGCAAAGCAUGAUGGGUGACAAGAAAUGAGCAGAUCAAAGUAAAAAGUGACACCACAGCUUCACCAGAGCAUUCCCAAUAUCUCACACAUGCACACAUGCACACACUCGCACACACACACAUCUCAUUCCUCUAGUGUCUUUUGCCUUUAAAAAAAAAAAAACUAAACAGAUAAACAUGGGAUCUCCUUUUUGUAGGUUUAUAGAAAGGGUUCCUUUGCUGCGCGCACUCACUUGUAAGAAAAUGAGACAAAAAGGUUAAACCCACAGCCAAACUAGGACACUCUGUUCCCUGAAACCAUUUAAGAAUCAAACAAAAGGACCCCAAAUUAAGAAUCUAGGAAGCUCAGAAAAAAAAAAAAAUCUAGGUUCAGGAAGAUCGCACUUGGCGUUGCCCAAUUGGCACAGACCAGUUUCAGAGAAAUACUUCCAGGCACUAAGACUAACGAAUGAACAAAGUCCAAGUUUAUUUUUAUACUUUGAGUCGAGUUUGAACUCUGUAAAGCCCCAUAAAUAAGUUAUAAUUUCUGUUCACUUUGUAUUUGUUCAGUAUGCAAAGUGUGUCCCCCUUGCUAGCUGAAUUCAAUUCCCACGUAGACUCCCGUUUUGUAGGAAGAAUGCCAAAUCGCAACUUCUGGGGGGGAGGUCUCGGUUUGCAAUAUUUUGAUUUCUUUUUCUCUCCUUUUCUUUCUCAUUCUUUUUUUUUUCUUCCUGCCAACUUUGUUUUCCAAUGUUUACAAGUUGACGAUGUUUGACUUUGGUUGUGUUUAAAUGUCCGUGUAAAACCGCUGCCUUUUUUUUUUUUUCCUUUAAGUUACAAACACUGCCUGGAGGUGGGCAGGGUCAUCACAGGCUUGCUUUCGCACGGGACAACUUUACAAAAUAUGAUUGUUUACAGUGGCUCUUCCCCCCCCACACACCCCCUCCACUUUCUGAUUUGAAAUUUUUGCCUGUGUGCAACUCAGGUGAAAACCCAUCUCGUUCUGGAGUGGUUUUGGUUUUUUUUGGGGGGGGGGCGGGGGGGUUUGGUUCUCAGUUCUUUUUGUAUUUCCUUGGGAGUUAGAGACCACUUUCUGAUUAGCCACCACCUGCUUGUAUCUGUGGAAAAGGGUCUGCCCCCCACCCCCCCCAGGCGUCCACGUCCUUCCUUUUGAAGGACUCCUUAGGCUUUGUUGAAUGAAGCAGAGAAGAUUGUAUAGUUGGGGCUGGUCUUGGUGAACACACAUUUUUACCCCAAACAUCCCCUUUUUGUAGAAAGCCAAAUAAAAUAUAUACAUACAAUUUCCUUUUGAGCCCAGAAUCUAGAUUUGAGCGGAAGAGCAUUUGUGCUUCAGGGAAUUAGUGUCUUUUUUUGGAAAUCUGUUGAAGUAAAGUAACAUCGGCCUUCUGUUCACUUAGGCAGCAUUUAUAGAAACAAAAGAGAGAGAAAAAAAAAAAAACAACCUGCUGUCUGGAGUCAUAAACACAACUUUCCUGGAUUGGAAACCAAGUGGGGGGAAAAAAAUACAGAAACUUAAAGGGGGAUGGGAGGGGGGAGAAGGGAAAAGCCAGCCCUUUGUAUAGAAAUUUUGCUUUCUUUUAUCAUUCUACUUUAGAAACUGCAAGCUUGUGCACUGUGGAUGCGUGAAUAUUUUAGUGUGAAACGUGUUUUUGUCAUAGUAUUGAAAUAAAAUUUCAACAUAGUUUGGUUGUGGAAGGUAUAGCAGAUAGUUCAGAAAAAAAAUAUUCAGGAAACAAAAAUAACUCUUAAAAGGAAUUAAAGCCUUUAAACAAAGAAAAUGAAAUAAAAGCGAAGAUGAUGAUGCUGAUAAUGCUAAGGAAACAGCAAUUCAGCCCUCCGGCAUGCGUUCCUGUCCCAAGGUACAAAACAGCGAGAGGUUAGGGUGGCAAGACUGCCCCUGAGUCCGUUCCAUGGGCCACACUCCCCCAUGUUCUGACAUUUCUGCAGUCUGAUCAGUGAUGAUCCGCUAAGAUUAUAAUUUCGAACUGUGAAAAAUAAUGGUCUUGUCAUUUGCUAAAUGUGGGGUUAUUUUGCAUUUUCUCAGCUCCUGGGGAUGGAAAUGGAGGAGCCAGUGUACCCAGCUCUGGCCCCCUUGAUUGUCGGGCCUUUGCACAAAUCUCUGGUUCAAAUGCACAGGCCCUCAGGCACGAGUAAUGAACGCACAGACAGUUCUUAGAGUACACAGCAGAAUAGGAGCUCCUGGGUGUCUGAGACGGGAGGACCCAGCAGGGCGUGGGGGGCCCUUCCCACUGCUGGGCUGUCCAUGGACUCAGCUGUUCAUCUUCUGAUGGCAGUGGCACUGACUACCCAAAACAAGCCCACACUAUCCCUCUUUGAGACUGUGCAUCUCCUGCCGAGUGGUUGUGGCCAGAUGCAACGACCUGGGCUCUGAUGGUUUGGAAGAGGAAAAGGUAUAGCCGACCCUCAAGUAACACGGCCCAGGGCAGGUGAUACCCCCCACCAUCACCCACCCAGAACUGGCUCCGCCAUCAACUGGCACCAAGACUCUGCCCACCUUUUGGUCUGCCUCUCUCAUUAUACAUAGAUUUGUCUCUGCACGCAUGAGCUUUCCUUUCUUUAAAAAAAAAAAAAUUUAAAAAUACUAAAAAAAAAAGCAAAACAGGACAAAAACAAAACAAAAAAAAACAGAGCAAAGCUUUCUCUAAAAUCAAAGAGAGAGUCACUUUAUUUUCAAGAUGUUCUAUCUUUUAUGUUAAGAGAUAAAAGCUUAUAGUUUUCCUUUUUUAAUUUUUUGAAGGCGGGAUCAACUCUACCAGUUUGCAGUGUGUAUGUGUCUAUAUGUGUAUGUGCCAUACAUAUGUAUUCACGUAACCAGCGGCAUGGCCACGUUCUGCGGGAGGGGGCGCACCCUGUGCCACAUGCAGGUCUCUGAGUCCUGAGGGACCGUAGUGUACGUAGUGCAGCUUCUGAAGUGGGACCAUUUUCACACUUUUCUAUGGAGCCCUUCCGUCCCGGGCUGUCACUCGAGGCUGUCUGUCUGGAUGGUGGUUUUCAGACCUCCAUGAACAUCCCUACCCAGCAUUCCGUACUUCGGGGGCCUUCUCUCUUGUUAUAAACUUUUUACCGAGUGAAACAUCGAUACCACCUUUGUUUCCAUUCUCACUGGUGUAAAUACUGAGUACUAACUGAGAAUUUUGACUUUGCAUUCUGUCAGAAUACUUGUGUUCAAUAAAAAUUGAAAGAAAAGAAAAAUGA
This is a messenger RNA of Lutra lutra (Eurasian river otter), 6859 nucleotides long. It is a transcript of the gene NCAM1, whose product is annotated as neural cell adhesion molecule 1. NCBI's taxonomy places the organism in Eukaryota, Metazoa, Chordata, Mammalia, Carnivora, Mustelidae. The record is from RefSeq and is a predicted model, not a curated record. Bases 201 to 3656 code for a protein of 1151 amino acids. Gene Ontology annotation, molecular function: protein binding. Gene Ontology annotation, biological process: cell adhesion. Gene Ontology annotation, cellular component: membrane. The transcript is spliced from 23 exons.